GAAACCCCAAAAAACAUACAGAAAAUGGCGACCACCUCUCUCUCUUCCGUCAAUCAAACUCCCAAACCCAUCCAUGUCUUCAUGGUUUCCUUCCCAGGCCAGGGCCACAUCAACCCCCUCCUCCGCCUCGCCCUCGCCCGCCGCCUCGCCCAUUCCUGCCUGUCCAUCUCCUUCUGCGCCCCGGAAUCCGCCGGCGCAAUCAUCCGUAAAACAAACACCAUCACCGACGACGUCCCCACUCGUUGCGGCCGCGGCACCAUCCGCUUCAGGUUCUUUGACGACAGUACCAACGAUCCCGACGACCUCGAAGCCUUCCUGGCCCGUCUCGAGCUCGUGGGCCGGGAAAAACUCCCGCAGAUGAUCGUUAAACAAGAGGAGCUCGGCCGCCCCGUUUCUUGCGUCAUCAACAACCCGUUCAUUCCGUGGGUUUGCGACGUUGCGGACGGCCUAGGAAUCCCCUGCGCUAUGCUUUGGGUUCAGUCUUGCGCUUGCUUCGCCGCUUACUACCAUUACUACCAUAAUCUUGUAGCCUUUCCCAGCGAAGAAGCGUUGGAUAUCCGAGUUGAGAUUCCGAGUUUACCCGUUCUGGAGCAUGAUGAAUUUCCAAGCUUCUUGCAUCCAUCUUCGCCCUACCGUUUUUUGGGAAAGGCGAUUUUACGGCAGUUUGGCAGCUUGUCGAAGACUUUUUGCGUGCUGAUGGAUACAUUCCAAGAGCUGGAACUUGAAACUAUCGAUUAUAUGUCGAGGAUUUGUCAGCCGAUUAUGACAGUGGGCCCGCUUUUCAAGGAACCCGGCGGCGCAUCGGGGAUUCGAGCGGAUUAUUACGCGGCGGAGAGGUGUACGGAGUGGCUGGACUCGAAGCCCGCCUGCUCCGUGGCGUAUGUUUCGUUUGGGAGCGUUGUGCAUUUGAAGCAGGAGCAAGUUGACGAGAUCGCGCACGGGAUUUUAAAAUCGGGGGUUUCAUUUCUGUGGGUUUUGCGGGAGCCGCAUAGUCUGCGAGGUUUUAUAUUAGGGCGGCGACUCUGA
Salvia hispanica is the source of this 1026-nucleotide messenger RNA. NCBI's taxonomy places the organism in Eukaryota, Viridiplantae, Streptophyta, Magnoliopsida, Lamiales, Lamiaceae. The record is from RefSeq and is a predicted model, not a curated record.